Messenger RNA from Daucus carota subsp. sativus, 721 nucleotides. Its product is annotated as large ribosomal subunit protein eL14. Gene Ontology annotation, molecular function: structural constituent of ribosome; RNA binding. Bases 138 to 542 code for a protein of 134 amino acids. The record is from RefSeq and is a predicted model, not a curated record. NCBI's taxonomy places the organism in Eukaryota, Viridiplantae, Streptophyta, Magnoliopsida, Apiales, Apiaceae. Gene Ontology annotation, biological process: ribosomal large subunit biogenesis; translation. The transcript is spliced from 5 exons. Gene Ontology annotation, cellular component: ribosome; cytosolic large ribosomal subunit.
GGCUUCACCAGUCGAAACCCGGCCCAUAAUAACAAAAGCCCAAAUAUAACAAACGCUAUAAAUCCACCAUAAAACCCUAGCACAUCUCCGCCUCCCUGCAAACCCUAGAAGAACAGCUUCACCUGCACAGAGCAACCAUGCCUUUCAAGCGUUACGUUGAGAUCGGGAGAGUCGCACUCGUCAACUACGGCAAAGACUACGGCAAGCUCGUCGUCAUCGUCGAUGUCAUCGAUCAGAAUCGCGCUCUUGUUGAUUCCCCUGAAAUGGUUAGAAGUCAAAUAAACUUUAAGAGGCUCACACUGACAGAUAUCACUAUUGACAUCAAAAGGACCCCAAAGAAGAAGGAGCUGAUCAAGGCGAUGGAGGCUGCUGAUGUUAAGAACAAGUGGGAGAACAGCUCUUGGGGAAGAAAGCUGAUUGUUAAGAAAAGAAGAGAGGCUCUCACAGACUUUGAUAGGUUCAAGCUUAUGUUGGCAAAGAUCAAGAAAGCUAGUUUAGUCAGGGAAGAGCUUGCAAAGCUGAAGAAGGCAGCCAAGGCAUAAAGCAUUGCUUCAAAUACUAUUCAGUAAUUUGGUGCUGCUUUUGUUAUUGCCCAGUUGUGUUACGUUUCCUUUAGGGCUGAGAGGAUUUGGGCUGGCCAAGUCUUUCUUUCCCUGUUGGUUCUUGGCUGGUGUACAUUUUUGAAUUGAUGUCUAAUGAAAUUAUGCUUUUACAGACUAUA